Molecule: messenger RNA, 1161 nt
Organism: Alexandromys fortis (reed vole)
Lineage: Eukaryota; Metazoa; Chordata; Mammalia; Rodentia; Cricetidae
Gene: Prrt1
Product: proline rich transmembrane protein 1
Exons: 4
Coding region: 94-1014 (306 amino acids)
Cellular component (GO): membrane
Source: RefSeq, a predicted model, not a curated record
UGCUGCCGGCUGCGCCAUCCCGGACCCAGACUUCUGCACCGGCCAGGGGGCCCUGACUCCAGCUUCAGAGACCCUGCUCCAGCUACUGCAAACAUGUCAGCGGAAAAGUCAGGCCUUCCAGACUCGGUUCCCCACACUUCGCCGCCGCCCUACAAUGCCCCCCAACCUCCGGCCGAGCCCCCCAUCCCGCCCCCACAAACGGCCCCCUCCUCGCACCAUCACCACCACCACCACUACCACCAAUCUGGCACUGCCACCCUCCCGCGCUUAGGGGCAGGUGGGCUGGCCUCUGCCUCGGCUAGCGCUCAGCGUGGUCCUUCGUCCUCCGCCACGCUACCGCGGCCCCCCCACCAUGCCCCACCCGGUCCCGGCGCUGGGGCUCCUCCACCCGGCUGCGCUACCUUACCCCGCAUGCCACCCGACCCUUAUCUGCAGGAGACUCGCUUCGAGGGCCCACUUCCCCCACCGCCGCCGGCGGCCGCCGCCCCGCCCCCACCAGCACCAGCCCCGACGGCCCAAGCCCCGGGCUUUGUGGUGCCCACGCACACGGGGGCGGUGGGCACACUGCCGCUGGGGGGCUACGUGGCGCCCGGCUACCCGCUGCAGCUGCAGCCCUGCACUGCCUAUGUUCCGGUGUAUCCGGUGGGCACGCCCUACGCAGGCGGGACCCCUGGGGGGCCGGGAGUGACCUCCACUCUGCCCCCGCCGCCCCAGGCCCCAGGGCUGGCUCUGUUGGAGCCCAGGCGCCCGCCACACGACUACAUGCCCAUCGCUGUAUUGACCACCAUCUGCUGCUUCUGGCCUACAGGCAUCAUCGCCAUCUUCAAGGCCGUGCAGGUGCGCACGGCCUUGGCCCGCGGAGACAUGGUGUCCGCCGAGAUCGCUUCACGCGAGGCCCGGAACUUCUCCUUCAUCUCCCUGGCCGUGGGCAUCGCAGCCAUGGUGCUCUGUACCAUCCUCACUGUAGUCAUCAUCAUCGCCGCCCAGCACCACGAAAACUACUGGGAUCCCUAAAACCACCCCCCUGUCGGCCCCACUCCGUGCCCCCCAACCUCCCAGGCGCGUCGUGCAGUCCUGCCGCCAAUCCAACGCGCGCCCUGCACAUCCUCCUGCGGCGCCGCUGGACUUCCAGACAUCAAAAACUCCGCCCCCACGGAACCU